AUGGCCGCCGAGAAGGACACGGCCACCACGUCUGGCAUCGAGGCCAUCGACACCACUAGCCAGACGCUGGAGAAGCGCAAUGACAGCAUCAUCAACAUCAAAGAGUCGGAAAGCGAGGACAAUGACAACAUCACCGACCUUUUCGUCAGCUUCCCGCCCAUCAAGGGUGGCCAUCACGAGAAGAACCCGCUCACCAUCCGUGCCGUCAUCGUUGGCGUGAUCUUGGGCUCGCUCGUCAACGCCUCCAACGUCUACCUCGGUCUCAAGACGGGCUUCACCUUCAGUGCGAACCUCUUUGGUGCCAUCUUUGGUUACGGUAUCAUCACCGUUCUUUGCAAGUUCUUGCCCAACACCCCCAUUCUGGGCAUGCCUUUCGGGCCCCAGGAAAACUCCAUCAUCCAGGCCGCCGCCACUGGUGCUGGUGGUAUUGCUGGCCCCUUCGUCGCCGGUUUCCCUGCCAUGUACAGACUUGGUCUCUGGCAGCAGCCUGGCCAGUCGCAACAGGACCAGAGCCCGUCGCACGACUUUGGUAGCAUCAUUGCCAUCACGGUCAUCUGUGCUCUUUUUGGCCUGUUCGCCGCCAUCCCUCUCCGCAAGUUCUUCAUCAUCAACGUUGCGCGCGAGCUCAACCUCAUCUUCCCCACCCCCACGGCCGCCGCCCUUACCAUCCGAUCUAUGCACUCUGUCGGUUCCGGAGCUGCCGAUGCCAUCAAGAAGAUUAAGGCGCUCUUGGCUUCCUUCUUUGGUGGCAUUAUUAUCCUCGUUUGUGGAUCCUAUGCCAACGGCAUCACUCACGAAUGGCACAUCUUUACGUGGUUUUAUGCCUGGGGCGGCUAUUCCCACCCCUUGCUGAUGACCAUUGAGAGCUGGGGCUGGUAUAUCCUGCUUACUCCUGCUUUCUUUGGAUCGGGUCUCCUCGUCGGCCGCAACGCCGCCCUCUCGUGGUGGCUCGGUACGUUUGUCGCAUGGGCCAUCAUCGGGCCGGUCUUGGUCUCUUACGGAGAGUGCAGAACCAACGAACUCUUCGACGAGGACAGCAAGUGGCACCCUUACGUAUCAUUCGCCAGUAUGUCUGGUCUUGGUAACGGCAAGCCCGUCUCUCCUCGCUUCUGGAUGCUUUGGCCUGGCGUUGCCGUCCUGAUUGUUUACAGUAUGACGGAGUUUGUUAUGCACAUCCGCGUUGUCUGGGAGGGUGUCAUCUACGCGUGGCGCGGUGGUUGUGAGGCGGUACACAGGCGAAUGGAGAAGAGCGGCAAGCACAAUGCUUACAUCGCGGGCCAGGCGGCCAAGGCAAGCGACCCAAGCAACCUCGUGGAGGACUUUGCUACAAAAGAGCAGCAAGUCCCUGAUUGGGUCUGGAUGACAGGUGUUCUGGUUAUGACCGUCAUGGCCAUGCUCAUUUGCCACUUCAAAUUCGGCAUGAACCCAGGCCUUGCUCUGCUUUCCCUCAUCUUGGCCCUCAUUUUUGCCUUUCUUUCCAUCCACGGUGGUGCUGUCACUGAUAAUACCCCUUUGACUGCAUCCGCCAAGGCUUCUCAGCUCGUGUUUGGUGGAAUUACCCACGGAUGGGAGAAGACGCACGCUCAGCGCAUCAAUCUGAUUGCUGGCAACAUUGCUUCGGGCUGUGCAAAUGUGUCUACAGAUCUGACCAGUGACUUCCGCGUUGGCUUUCUUCUCAGGACCCCGCCAAACAAACAGUUUUACGCGCAGUGCGUUGGUACUAUCGUGGCCAUCUUCUUGGCACCUGGCAUGUUCGUCCUGUUCAUGGCUGCCUACCCAUGUGUCUGGCAGGCUGACUUGAGCGAGCUGGAGCAAGCGCAAUGUGCUUUCCACGCACCAUCGGCUGGCGCCUGGCAGGCUGUCGCGGAAGCCAUGACCCUGCCCUCAAUUCCUAUUCCCCACAGCUGUGUCGUCUUUACUAUCGUCAUCGCCGUCCUCGUCGGACUCCAAGUCGUUGUCAAGAACCUCUUCCUUGUCGGUCCUCGCGAGAAGUACCGCGCCUUCCUCCCUAACUGGAUGAGUAUUGGUGUCGCUUGGGUUCUUGGCCCCGACACCGGCUACGCCAACAUGGUUGCCUUUGGCGCAAUUACUGCUUGGUGGUGGAGGAAGUACUUUCCCCGCAGUUUCGAGGUCUACUGCUAUGCUGUUGCUGCCGGCCUUAUCGCUGGUGAGGGUCUCGGCGGUGUCAUCAAUGCCGCCCUCACAUUGGGUGGCGUUGACGGUACGACCAUCGGUACUAAGAUUGGUAUUCCCGGCGAGUUCUAG
Messenger RNA from Akanthomyces muscarius, 2265 nucleotides. RefSeq lists its product as uncharacterized. Gene Ontology annotation, molecular function: oligopeptide transmembrane transporter activity. Gene Ontology annotation, cellular component: fungal-type vacuole membrane. The record is from RefSeq and is a predicted model, not a curated record. The coding region runs from base 1 to 2265 and encodes 754 amino acids. The transcript has a single exon. Lineage: Eukaryota; Fungi; Ascomycota; Sordariomycetes; Hypocreales; Cordycipitaceae.